CAACAAUCAGAUUGUGCGACUUGUUAGUUGAUCGUUCUAUUCAAUGAAGUGGACAUGGACAUGGCCAUGGAAACGGUCCAGAAAAGACCAAAAGAACUUCGAUCUGGAAGCCGACCUGCGAACCAGCAGCAAAGAGAGCUCCGUGUCCGAGAAUCGAACCACGGAAGCUGCGACCGCACGCUCUCCGAGCUUUCGCGCGGCGGAGACCGAGGCCGCGGGGGCGGAAGAGCACUGCGUGGACCUCGAACUGGAACUGCACACGAUUGCCAGGCAGUCGUCUCCUAGACACGACAUCGAGCGUUCUCCAGGCUCCCCAUCGACCGUGCGUUCGACGGGUGAAGACCACCGGUUCGAUGCACGGAGCAGAGAUGGAAGUGAAGGAAGAGACGAAGGCGACACGGAGGAGACAUGGCAUUGUGGACUGACGUGUUGCAGGCAGAUGGAUCAGAUCUCGAGAAGGAGACAGCCAGCGAGUCUGGUAAGCACGGGAGUGCAAACGGACCCGGAGCCGAAGCCCAAGGAGUCCCGAACGGAAGAGUUUGACUUCAGUCGAUUGGUACACCUUGCGGAACAGCGACGUCUUCAGACCGCCAUCGAGAUCAAGAAAGCAGAGCCUGUCAAGCAGCAGGGAGAGGCCAAGAAGACGAGGAAAGUCUUUGUGAUGCCCAGCCCAGACGAACAUUACUUUGCGCUUGAAAAGGCCCGGCGAGAAGAGGUGCGUGUGACCUCCCCAAAGUCUGAGUGUCGAAGUGAAGUGGAAAGUAUUUUUUUGGAUCCCAAGAGUUUCUAUUCAACCCGCAAAGGAGACGAAUCCUCUCGCUUGCUGCUUUUGAGUUUGACGAGGACCUGAAUCACUUGGUUUCACGUAAUUAACAAGCUUGGUGAGCUGGACUUCUAAGAAGACUGCUUCAUUGAAGUGCCAGACUCCUCGUCCUUGGCCUAAGAAAAGACACUCUGUGCAAUGCAAAUUGGGAGGUCAAAUUCAC
Molecule: messenger RNA, 986 nt
Organism: Durusdinium trenchii
Lineage: Eukaryota; Dinophyceae; Suessiales; Symbiodiniaceae
Source: the annotation of a GenBank genome assembly